Molecule: messenger RNA, 1925 nt
Organism: Anoplophora glabripennis (Asian longhorned beetle)
Lineage: Eukaryota; Metazoa; Arthropoda; Insecta; Coleoptera; Cerambycidae
Product: alanine aminotransferase 1
Exons: 6
Coding region: 161-1762 (533 amino acids)
Biological process (GO): biosynthetic process
Molecular function (GO): L-alanine:2-oxoglutarate transaminase activity; pyridoxal phosphate binding
Source: RefSeq, a predicted model, not a curated record
UUAGUAUAUACUUCGAUGCGUUGACGGCACGACACCGCGUAUUGCAAAAAAGUGCAGUUGCUUACAACUGGAUUAAUUUGUUAACAAUACUUCAUUAGUGAUUUCAGGAAAUACCUAACAAAUAAACAUUCAUUCCCCAAUAGUGAAAUAGACCAAUAAUAUGUCGACUACACGUUUAUUAUCUCCACUCCAUUUUUACAGCUACAGUAAUGGUUUUAACCUGCGCCAAUCGAGCCGUACGUCAUUCGGCAGGCACAAGUCAACUGUGGGGUUUUUGUGGUUUACAGCAUCUCAAAAACAAAUUUGUCGCACGAUGGCGAGUCAAGCACAGCCUACGUUGACUUUGGAUAAUUUAAACCCUAAUGUCAAGCUUAUGGAAUAUGCGGUCCGAGGACCACUCGUUAUUAGGGCAGGAGAGAUAGAAAAAGAACUAGAAAAGGGUGUGAAGAAACCGUUUACGGAAGUCAUAAAAGCAAAUAUUGGUGAUUGCCAUGCCAUGGGACAAGUACCUAUUACCUUCAUACGACAGAUCCUGGCGUUGGUCACGUAUCCAAAACUUCUCGACGAUCCGAGCUUUCCAGACGAUACAAAGAAAAGGGCAAGACAGAUUUUGUCAGGAUGCCGAGGCGGGUCAGUAGGAUCAUAUACGGAUUCCCCCGGGAUAGAAAUAAUUCGCAGACACGUGGCAGAAUACAUAGAGAGGAGGGAUGGAAUUCCCUCUGAUUGGCAGAAUAUUAUUAUAAGUGCUGGAGCAAGUGAUGCAAUAAAGAACGUUUUGAAACUCCUUAUAUGCAGCGUUAACGGCAAGAAACCAGGAGUUAUGGUUCCCAUUCCCCAAUAUCCCCUGUAUUCGGCGUCUUUAGCUGAAUUUAAUAUGCACCAGAUCGGGUAUUUCCUAGACGAGUCUCGUAAGUGGGGAUUGGACAUUGCCGAAUUACAGAGAGCGAUUAACGAAGCUAGGAAAGUAAGCAACCCGCGAGCUAUUGUUGUAAUAAAUCCUGGAAAUCCCACGGGACAAGUCUUGUCGAGAGACAACAUCGAAGAGAUAAUUAAAUUUGCAUAUAAGGAGAAACUAUUCCUGUUUGCUGACGAAGUAUAUCAAGACAACAUAUACGCGGAAGGCUCCAAGUUCCAUUCCUUUAAAAAGGUAUUGACAGAAAUGGGCGAACCAUACAGUAACAUGGAACUGGCCAGCUUUAUGUCCUGUUCAAAAGGGUAUAUGGGUGAAUGCGGUCUUCGGGGAGGUUACGCUGAAGUCAUUAACAUGGACCCAAAAGUGAAAGCCAUGUACUUAAAGGCCAUCAGUGCCAUGUUGUGUCCAACGGUUCUUGGUCAAGCCUGUUUGGAUACAGUUAUGAAUGUACCUACUAAAGGUGAACCCAGCUAUGAUCUAUAUAUAAAAGAAAAGACUGAUGUUUUGAGCUCUCUAAAGUUAAGAGCUAAAAUGGUAGCUGAGACAUUUAACUCGAUCGAGGGAUUUAGUUGUAAUCCAGUGCAGGGCGCGAUGUAUGCUUUCCCUCAAAUGAAGUUACCGCCAAAGGCAAUCGAAGCAGCUAAAAAAGCUGGUAAAGAGCCCGAUGCAUUUUACGCCUUCGAAUUAUUGGAGGCAACCGGCAUUUGCAUCGUUCCCGGUUCUGGAUUUGGACAGCAACCAGGAACGUACCACUUCCGUACAACAAUUUUGCCACAACCCGACAAACUAAAGGCUAUGCUUGAUAAAUUUGCAGAAUUCCACGCCAUAUUCCUUCAAAAGUACAAGUAAUGAUAGUAACGAAGAUAACUGAAUUAAGCUACUACUAGAAACAAAAGAUAAAAUCUGAGAUUAAGCACGUACUAUGAAUUGUUUGUUAUAAAAGAAACGCAGUUGUUUAGAUCCUGAAAAUUCAGCAUAUAUUCCACAAAUAAAAUCAAAGUUAUUGUUGUUA